Molecule: messenger RNA, 2043 nt
Organism: Rotaria sp. Silwood1
Lineage: Eukaryota; Metazoa; Rotifera; Eurotatoria; Philodinida; Philodinidae
Source: the annotation of a GenBank genome assembly
AUGAAACAAUUACAAAAAUAUCGUAUUCAAAUUGCUGCAUUAAGUGAAACGUGUAUGUAUGAUUGUGGAGUAAAAUUAAUAAAUGACUUUACAUGGAUUUUCUCUGGAUUACCAUCAGUAAAUAAAACUCGAAAUGCUCAUGGUGUAGCUAUCUGUUUGGAUAAAGCAGCUGCUAAGGUAUGGAAAGAUUCUGGUUCGGAGUGGGAAGCAGUGAGCGAGAGGAUCGUAAAAAUUAGGCUGAAAUGUUUAUUUGUAAAUUUGACUAUUAUUUCUAUAUACUCUCCUGUGAAUCCAACUAACAACCAAAUGAAUGAUGCUAGUCAACAAUUUUAUAACGAUUUACAAGAUGUUAUUAGUCGAAUUCCAACUGGAGAUAUGUAUAUUAUCAUGGGUGAUUUUAAUGCAAGAGUGGAAGGGAAAAAACAACAACAGCAAAAUUUAUGUAAUAGUAUUGGUCCUUACACAGUUGACAUUACAAAUGAAAAUGGAGAAAAGCUGAUUGAUCUAUGUACAAUUAAUAGUAUUAUAGUUACGAACACAUUCUUUAAACACAAAUUAGCACAUCAAACGUCAUGGAUGCAUCCAGGAAAUAAACAAUGGCAUAUGAUUGACUACACAUUAGUAAAUAAGAAAUUUAGAUCGAGCGUCGAAGACUGUCGUAUGUAUAGAAAAGCUGCUGGUGCAAUUGGUACAGAUCAUCAUUUAAUGCGAAUAAAAAUUAAACUACACUUCAAAAGUAGAAGGAAAUUAGUUCAGAAGAAAGUAGUUUAUGAUCCAAUAAAAAUGAAAAAUGAUAAUGCAUUAAAACAAUUUCAAAAAGACCUCAUUCCAACACUUUCCGAUGCAACAGAUGAAACAAUUAGUAUUGAUGAAAAAUAUGAUCGAUUUGUUGAACAUAUGAAAACAAAUGCAGAGAAAACUUUUAAAAUAGAUAAAAACAAAAUUCGCAAGCGUAAAGAAUGGCUUACUGAUGAAAUACUAGAAAUUGUAGAAAAGAAAGCAACAGCUUUUGUUAAUUGGCAAAAUCACCGAGGAACAAAAUUAGAAAUUGAAUAUGCUAAUAAAUAUAAACGUUUAAGAAAAUUAGCAAAGACCAAAAUUGAUAAACGUCAGACAGAGUAUUGGGAUGAAAUAUGUGAAGAGAUUGAGUCUUCUAUUAAAUUAAAUGAUCCAGCAAAUGCAUUUAAUAUUAUUAGACGCCUUAGUGGUAAAAUGAAGAGAGUGGAGAAUAUGGCGAUUAAAGAUAAACAUGGAAAACUGAUUUUAAACUCAACUGAUCAAUUGGAACGAUGGAGAGAAUUUUUUGAUGAAUUACUUAAUGUUUCAUCAUCAGUAGAUCUUCAAUUAAUUGAUCAAAUUAAAAUACAAAGCAUAGAAAAGAAAGAAGAAGAACGUCAAAAUGCUCAACCUACAAUACCUGAGGUAAGAAAAGCUUUGAAUCAAAUGAAGUCAAGAAAAGCUCCGGGUUACGAUGGAAUUACUGCUGACCUUCUUAAAGCUGGCGGUGAACCAGUUAUCAAGUGGCUACAUGAAAUGUUCAGUGAUGUAUGGAAACAAGAGAAAAUGGUAGAGGAAUGGAAUUUAGCAGUUUUGAUUAAAUUAUUUAAAAAAGGUGACAAACAACUCUGUGACAAUUACAGAGUUGUCUGCCUUACAUUUUCUCAAUCAACAUCACCACAGCCGCCACCAGGUUUUGGUCCACCACCGAGUCACUGCUCUCCUCUAAGCAACUGUAAUUUAGUAUGCCCGUAUUUCUUUCGUUUUAGCAAAGAUAGAUGCGAAAUCUGCCAAUGUCGUUCAUCACCAUGCAUCAAUGAAACAGCAAUCUUACCCAACGUAGAAUGUGAUCAUACACAAAACGGACCCAAAUGUCCUUCGAGUCAUGAUUGCGUUGUAUCACGUGGUCGUCCACCUCGACCUCCUUCAACUGGUACGCUCCCUGCUACUCGACCACCACCGCCACCACCAACAGCACGUGGUGUUUGCUGUAUUCAUGUUGAUUUCGCAGCUUUGGGAUUACCACCACCACCACAACAUCAAUAG